Molecule: messenger RNA, 720 nt
Organism: Miscanthus lutarioriparius
Lineage: Eukaryota; Viridiplantae; Streptophyta; Magnoliopsida; Poales; Poaceae
Source: the annotation of a GenBank genome assembly
AUGGACAGCAGCAGCUUCCCCGCCCCUUCUCCUCUCUCGAGUCCACGGAACGACGAGGCCACAGCGCGGUUGCUCAUCACGGCCAUUCUGCUAUGUGUGGUGGCCUGUGUGGCGGCCGCCCUGUGCUUGAGGGUGAGGCAGACCUGGCACAACAACAAGGAGCGCCGGCGGCUGACAAAGCGCGUGGCGUGGCUCCGCGACCUGCUCCAGCUGCUACCAUCACUGGCGGCGGCCGAGAAGGAGAAGGGCGGCGCCAGCGCCAGCACGACGACGGCCACUACAGCGCAAACUGUCAGGACGGUGCUGGCGAGGCGACUAGAGGCGACGGUGAGCAAGGUGGACCGCCUCGCCGCGUCCGCGUCCAUGUCCAUGAGCAGCUGCUGCUGUCUCUUGGGCUUCGCCAGGAGCUACGAGCUGGCCAGCAGGCUGGAGCGCGCCAACAAGGACGUCGACGAGGUCUACACCCACUUGCUCCCCGUCGUCACCCAGAUCGACGCUACGCAUCGCGUCGAGCAGGUGCUCGUCGGAGUCAUGCAGCAGCAGCAGCAGCAGCAGCAGGAGCAGGGUGGACAUGAUGGAAAUCUGGCUGCGAACAAGGACAAUCAUUCGGACGCCCAGCGGCCCGCAAGGGCGCAAGAUAGCCUCCCGCUAGGUUUUGUCGACAGUUUGGAAAUAGUCACGGUAGAAGCAGACGGUGAAAACUUUGCCGACAGCUAUUAA